This is a messenger RNA of Branchiostoma belcheri (Belcher's lancelet), 1200 nucleotides long. RefSeq lists its product as uncharacterized. The transcript is spliced from 3 exons. The record is from RefSeq and is a predicted model, not a curated record. The coding region runs from base 176 to 955 and encodes 259 amino acids. NCBI's taxonomy places the organism in Eukaryota, Metazoa, Chordata, Leptocardii, Amphioxiformes, Branchiostomatidae.
UUCUGAGAGAGACGAGUUUGUUUUUUUACAACGGAUAGGUAAGGGCAUUCCCGCACGUACUCAUUGUGCUGGAAGUCGAUUAAGUUCUGUCGGUUACUGCCCAAGGAGACUCUUGAAGGAGGCGGCGGCUGGUUGGCGACCUUCGCGUCUUCGCUUUGGGUGAGAUCCGUAACUCAUGGCGAACAGCGGUGACGGGGAUUCGAAGGUCAGGGAACCACAGAGAUCCCAUUAUUACAAGGUGUUCCGGUACGGGGAAAACGGGUCUGCCGAAGAACAUUACCUGGAGGUUCUGCGGGACGAUAGGCGACGAGCGAGGACCACUUGUGAAAGGCUGGCUCCCCACACUGGCUCUCGCCUGGCGGAUCGCAUUCGUGCUUUCAACCGACGGGCUGCAGAAGAACAAGGUCGUCAACGCUUGAAGCAGUCUUCAGACGCCGCCCAGUUGCAGGCCAAUUCACGAGUCAAGUGUCGUGGUAACAGAAGGACCCGGAGCGAAACGUCGCCAGGCGCGCACCACCAUGACCAGAACGAAAGCGUCGGUGGUGAGCCGGUCGCCAAUGGGUGCUACACGGAGCGCCGUUACCUCCUGGACACGAGACGCCACUCCACGGACAGGUGUCACGCCAGGCUCUCCAUAGAGAUGUCUGUGACAGACCCUGCUGUUGUGCCGGUACAAAACCAGCUGCUGCUCAGCGCGCUCCAAGCUCUCUUCAUUCCCUCAUGUCCUGGCAUCUGUAUAGAGCGAGUUCACUCUCUUCAGGAUAUCGUCAGUCGUGCAGUCACGAGUUGCGAAGUCAGGCCGACGUUCUGGUGUAGAUCUUACGAGAAAUGCAAGGCGGCGCUGUUCCUGUCGUCCGAGGCGAAGAAGAAAGUGAAGCACGAGAGGCAGUUCUUGCUGAGGGCCCUGCGCUGCAUCUUACAAACGACAGACAUCGCGGUCUUCAUAGAUGUUUAGAGCUGAUGUUACCUAACAUGCUAGUUUCUGCUAUACUCCAUCGGUUGCUGGAACUGGCCAAAUACGUUGGUGGACACUGGCCAGAUUAACAUUGGUAAUCAACCAAUUGCAACGGACGAAUUAAGAGUUACAUCUCAGUCCCGCAACCACUUCCUUAUUUGGGCCGAUUUCAGCAACUUUCCUCAAUUCGACGGGAGAUCUGGUAAAGAGUACCAAAAUAUUGAGGGUGAUCUAGGCAGCCUCUC